ACAACUCCUAUAUGGCUUCAAGUGCUUCAAACCCCUCCUCCUCCUCAGCAAACAACCUGAGAAUCCUGGUUGAAAGAAACCCCCCGGAGUCCAAAUUGUCUGAAUUGAACAUCAAGUGUUGGCCCAAGUGGGGUUGUCCACCAGGGAAAUAUCAGCUGAAGUUUGAUGCCGAGGAGACGUGUUACUUGGUGAAGGGCAAAGUGAAGGUCUAUCCAAGAGGGUCAUCUUCCUCCUCCUCCUCCUCCUCCUCCUCCUCAUCAUCAUCAUCAGAAGACCAAUUUGUGGAGUUUGGUGCUGGAGAUCUCGUGAUCAUCCCAAAGGGACUCAGCUGCACCUGGGAUGUCUCUGUUGCUGUCGAUAAAUACUACAAGUUCGAGUCCUCCUCUUCUUCUUAGUAUUCCACCUUUCAUUUCUUCUUCUUCUUCUUCUUUCUUCUUUCCAGUUUUGCAGUUUCUGUAUUGUCAAUCUCCACAUGCUAGCUAGCUCUUGUACUGUAUCUCUGAUCAAUGGCUCCCUCUCACUUGUGACUUGAUCUCUUCACAUCGAAUCAUAAUUCUUUCAAUUAGAAUUUG
This is a messenger RNA of Syzygium oleosum, 572 nucleotides long. RefSeq lists its product as uncharacterized. Bases 12 to 395 code for a protein of 127 amino acids. The record is from RefSeq and is a predicted model, not a curated record. NCBI's taxonomy places the organism in Eukaryota, Viridiplantae, Streptophyta, Magnoliopsida, Myrtales, Myrtaceae. The transcript has 2 exons.